This is a messenger RNA of Neltuma alba, 2172 nucleotides long. RefSeq names its product protein NRT1/ PTR FAMILY 4.6. The coding region runs from base 78 to 1829 and encodes 583 amino acids. Gene Ontology annotation, biological process: transmembrane transport. The transcript is spliced from 5 exons. NCBI's taxonomy places the organism in Eukaryota, Viridiplantae, Streptophyta, Magnoliopsida, Fabales, Fabaceae. The record is from RefSeq and is a predicted model, not a curated record. Gene Ontology annotation, cellular component: membrane. Gene Ontology annotation, molecular function: transmembrane transporter activity.
CACAAGCAUCCCCAGCCAGUGCUGCUGCAACCGCCUCAGAAUAAGAGAAUAAAGGAGACGAUAGAAGUUUAGAGAUCAUGGAUAUUGAAGCUAGUUCGAACGCAUGGGAAGGUUACGUAGAUUGGAGAAACAGACCUGCCUUGAGAGGACGCCACGGUGGCAUGCUGGCUGCCUCCUUCGUUUUAGUUGUGGAGGUACUGGAAAACCUGGCAUAUCUUGCCAAUGCAAGCAACCUUGUUUUGUAUUUGACAAAGUUUAUGCACUUUUCCCCGUCCAAUUCCUCUAACAUUGUCACCAACUUCAUGGGAACAUCCUUCCUCCUUGCUGUUCUUGGAGGUUUUUUGGCAGAUACCUAUUUAACUACGUUCUCCAUCUAUUUGAUAAGCGCUGCAAUUGAGUUCAUGGGUUUAUUAAUACUGACAAUACAAGCUCAUAUACCAUCACUGAAACCACCAAGCUGUGUUGCGGGAAACACCAAAAGUCUAUGCCAGGAAGCUGAUGACGAGAAGGCAGCGAUGCUAUUUACAGGCCUUUAUCUGGUGGCAUUGGGUGUGGGGGGAAUAAAAGGUUCACUUCCUCCUCAUGGAGCCCAGCAAUUUGAUGAGGCUACUUCAGGGGGAAGGAAGCAAAGAUCUACAUUCUUCAAUUACUUUGUCUUUAGCCUCUCAUGUGGGGCAUUAAUUGCAGUAACUUUUGUGGUCUGGAUUGAAGAUAACAAAGGCUGGCAAUGGGGUUUAGGAGUUGCAACUGCAGCAAUACUGGUCUCCAUCCCAGUUUUUCUCCUUGGAGCUGCCACUUACAGGACCAAAAUUCCUAUAGGAAGUCCCAUCACCACUGUGUUCAAGGUUGUUACUGCUGCAAUUAUCAACAACUGCAAAGCUAGGAAUUCAAGUAAUGCGGUAAUGAGCAGGGUCACAAGUCCAUCCGAGACCACUGAAAUUACCGAGGGAGAAGAGAUUAACAUUAAUGUUAAAAAGAAGGUCCAAGAGCAAAGUCAGAGUUUGACAGGAAGUCUUAAAUUCCUUAAUGGAGCAGUGAUGGAGCCAGUCCAUGCAAAGCUUCGAUGCAAAGAAAAGGAAGUGGAAGAGGUCAAGAUAGUAAUAAAGACUCUUCCAAUAUUUCUGUCCACCAUAAUGCUAAAUUGUUGCCUUGCUCAGCUCUCCACUUUCUCAGUCCAACAGUCUGCCACUAUGGACACAAGGCUUGGCUCCUUCAAGGUCCCACCAGCUUCUCUACCUGUUUUUCCUGUCAUCUUCAUCAUGAUCCUUGCCCCAGUAUACAACCAUAUUAUUGCUCCAUUUGCUAGAAAAAUUACCAAAACAGAAACUGGGAUCACCCAUUUACGACGAAUUGGGACUGGGUUAUUCCUCUCUAUUGUGGCAAUGGCUGUGGCAGCUUUAGUAGAAAUGAAGAGAAAGAAAGUUGCUUCAAAAUUUGGUUUGUUAGAUUCAGCCAAACCUCUACCCAUCACAUUUCUUUGGGUGGCAUUGCAGUACUCGUUCCUUGGUUCGGCAGACCUGUUCACUUUGGCUGGCAUGAUGGAAUUCUUUUUCACAGAAGCACCACUGAGCAUGAGGUCAGUGGCCACAGCUCUAGCAUGGGCCUCACUGGCCAUGGGAUACUUCCUCAGUACAGUUCUUGUUUCGAUUGUGAAUAGGCUCACUGGGGCCUUUGCAGCCACACCUUGGCUCUCUGGUAGCAACUUGAAUUAUUAUCACCUUGAAAGGUUUUACUGGCUCAUGUGUGUUCUCAGUGCAAUCAACUUUCUGCAUUACCUGUUCUGGGCCAAUUCCUACAAGUACAGACCAACAAGGUCAACGCAGCACUAGAAGGAAAUUAAGUACAGCCAUUUGUUUCAUGAUUCAGAGAGCUAUUAGGCACCGCUCUUUAAUCAUGAUUAUGGUAUAUAGAAUUCCCAAAUAAUAAGAGAGAGAGAGAGAGAGCAGUCACUGGUCAUUUACCUAUUCAAUAAGGCAUCUAUAGUGUAGGUCCUAGUGUCAAAAUUUCAUUCCUUUUCGGCUUCGCUGAAGGUGCGAAUCACUAUUGAUGCAGAUUCCUUCUUCUAUCAGUGGACUACCUCCUCCAUUCUUCAUGUGUUCUCAAAUGCUUAAUCACUCCAUUUUUAAUGAGGUUCAAUAUGAUAAAAAAUUCCUGUUUAUACUUGUGAAAUAA